AUGGCACCAAUUGCACUCUUCACAUCCAUGCCUACUCUUCUCCGCCCUCUCCGACCCAUAUCCCACCUCCGAAAUGCCGCCCGCCACCUCUCCGUCCCCUCACGCCCCCAUCGCCCUCCCCGCUCCCAACCCACCGGUCCUCCAAUCCCAAAUACACACCCCACAGCUACCCCGACCCCAACAACCCUGCCACGACCCCGCACCGCCCGCACCACCCUCAGCGUCCUCGUCUUCUUCGCAUCCUGGUUCCCCGCCUUCUCCUUCCUCACCAAUAACGUCUUCUGCAUCAUGAGCGUGACCGGGCCAUCCAUGUCUCCGUUCCUGAACGCAGAUUACAACAGCAGUAUGGCGAGCGAUCGGGUAUGGGUGAACAUGUGGAGGGCGGGGGAAGGGGUGGAGAGGGGAAUGGUGGUCGUGUAUCGGUCCCCGGCGAACCCCGAACGAUUCGUCGUCAAGCGCAUCAUAGGCCUCGAAGGCGAUACUGUCGUCACUAAACCUCCGUACCCGUUCACGCAAGAAGAUGUUCCCUUUGGCCAUGUCUGGAUGGAGGGCGAUCAAUUGGAUGGUAACAAGACUAUGGAUAGUAACCGGGUCGGACCUGUGUCGAAGAGUUUGAUAGUUGGGAGAGUGGAGGGAGUGGUUUGGCCAUGGAGGAAGGCGGGGAGGAUACGGUGGGAGGAUUGGAAGGGGAGUGACAGGGUUAUGGUAGGGAAAGGGACGGUGGAAGAGAUUCAAUUUUUUCAUUGA
Molecule: messenger RNA, 747 nt
Organism: Letharia columbiana
Lineage: Eukaryota; Fungi; Ascomycota; Lecanoromycetes; Lecanorales; Parmeliaceae
Exons: 2
Coding region: 1-747 (248 amino acids)
Biological process (GO): mitochondrial respiratory chain complex assembly
Cellular component (GO): membrane; mitochondrial inner membrane peptidase complex
Molecular function (GO): serine-type endopeptidase activity
Source: RefSeq, a predicted model, not a curated record